UAUGAUAAAGAUGAAGAGUUCCAUACAACAACAAACAAACUCCAUGAAAAAGAAAUUGAACUAAUCCCAACUUCACAUUAAACCUCCACGCCGGCGGCCUCAAAGAGACAAAUCCCAUCACUCUCAACGGAGCUCGUGAGUAUCGAAUCGGAUCGGCAUUAAGUAAUUUGUCAUUUCCUUUAACAGGGAGCCUCGAAACGGCCAACAAAUCCCAAUUCCCAUUUAUUUAUACACAAACCUCUCGAUUCUAAAUCCCAUUAGAAUCAAAUCAAACCUGGUUGUUUUUUAGAAAAAUAAAAAUGGGGGAUUGGGCCCCUGUUCUAAUAGCUGUUAUACUGUUCGUAGUUCUUAGCCCCGGCGUUCUGUUUCAGCUUCCUGGAAAUGACAGAGUUGUGCAGUUCAUCAACAUGCAAACCAGUGCCAUCUCCGUCUUCGUUCACUCCAUCUUUUUCUUUGGCCUCAUCACUAUCUUUGUCAUCGCCAUUGACGUCCAUAUUUCCUCUGGAUAAAAGUUAAAACUAACCCCCCUCCCCCAUCUUCUCUCUGUUUUCUUUAAAAUCCUCUGUUUUUUGUUCUUCUUGUUCCUUUUUUUUCCUCUCCAUCAAUUCUUCCUAGUCGUUGUGUAUUUUUCAGUUUAACAAUUAUAGCAGGGAUAGGCGAUCAAACUCUCCAUUUCUAAGAUGAUAAUGUCAAUUACUCUUAAGCUAAGCUUAUUUUAGUUAUUUACUAAAAACAUUUGCUGCUCAGAGAGUUGUACAAUAAAAAUUUGUAGUAUGUCAAUCUAUUACAAACUUUAUUUGUUCUUACCUUUUUACUAUUAAGAAAAAUGAUGUGCAUGAAGUUAGAUC
Messenger RNA from Cucumis sativus (cucumber), 848 nucleotides. RefSeq lists its product as uncharacterized. NCBI's taxonomy places the organism in Eukaryota, Viridiplantae, Streptophyta, Magnoliopsida, Cucurbitales, Cucurbitaceae. The transcript has a single exon. The coding region runs from base 300 to 509 and encodes 69 amino acids. The record is from RefSeq and is a predicted model, not a curated record.